CACGUGACCGGCCUACGUCACGGCCUGCGCUAGGGAACUACAAGAUGGCGGAGAGUGCGGAACUGAAGCAAAUGGUGAUGAGCCUGCGGGUUUCGGAGCUGCAGGUUCUUCUGGGCUACGCCGGACGCAAUAAGCACGGGCGGAAGCACGAGCUGCUGACCAAAGCGCUGCACCUGCUGAAGGCUGGCUGCAGUCCGGCCGUGCACAUGAAGAUCAAGGAGCUGUACAGACGCCGUUUCCCUACCAAACUGCUCUCGCCGGCCGAGCUGGCACUGCAGGGGGUGCACGCACCCGCCGUCUCGCUGCCUGCCGGACUCACCCAGCUGCCGUUCGACGGACAUGCGUCACCCACCUCCCCGCUGCUGCCCAUAUCGCUCCUGGGGCCCAAGCAUGAGCUUGCCCUACCCCACCUGCCCACCUCGCUCCACCCCGUCCACCCCGAUGUCAAGCUGCAGAGGCUGCCCUUCUACGACGUGCUCGACGAACUCAUCAAGCCCACCAGCCUCGCUUCAGACAGCAGUCAGCGCUUUCAGGAAACGUGUUUUGCUUUUGCAUUAACACCACAGCAAGUCCAACAGAUCAGCAGCUCUAUGGACAUCUCGGGGACCAAAUGUGACUUCAUGGUACAAGUACAGUUAAGGUUUUGUUUAUCAGAAACCAGCUGUCCACAAGAAGACCACUUUCCUCCUAACCUCUGCGUAAAAGUCAAUGGGAAACCAUGCAAUCUUCCGGGGUACCUUCCUCCUACCAAAAAUGGAGUUGAACCAAAGCGUCCCAGCAGACCCAUCAAUAUUACCUCACUGGUCAGACUGUCCACUACUGUUCCCAACACAAUUGUAGUGUCCUGGACAUCAGAGAUCGGAAGGUGUUACUCCAUGGCCGUGUAUCUGGUGAAGCAGCAGUCAUCGACAGCACUGUUACAGAGACUCCGUGCCAAGGGCAUCAGAAACCCAGACCACUCCCGAGCUCUCAUUAAAGAAAAGCUAACUGCAGAUCCGGACAGUGAAAUUGCCACCACCAGUUUGCGAGUGUCGUUACUCUGUCCGCUGGGAAAGAUGCGGCUAAUGAUCCCGUGCAGAUCGUUGACGUGUACCCACCUGCAGUGCUUCGAUGCCACACUCUACAUCCAAAUGAACGAAAAGAAGCCCACCUGGGUGUGUCCCGUCUGUGACAAGAAAGCACCAUACGAACACCUCAUCAUCGACGGGUUGUUUAUGGAGAUCCUGAACAGCUGUGUAGACUGUGAUGAGAUUCAGUUUAAGGAAGAUGGCACUUGGGCCCCCAUGAGGUCGAAAAAGGAAGUGCAGGAGGUUUCUGCUACAUACAACGGCGUCGAGGGUGGGUGUCAACCAUCAGCACCCGAGCAGAAAUCCAGUUCUCACACAAACGGCAGUGGCAGUAAGAAAGUGGAGGUGAUCGACCUGACUCUGGACAGCUCUUCUGAGGAGGAGGAGGAGGAGGAAGAACCUCCUGUAAAGGGAAACUGCCCCUCUCUCUCACCAGUAUCACCACAGAUGAACAAGGGAGUGUUGAAUUUGUGUACUCAGGCGUCUCCUGCGAGUCGAACCCCCAGCAUGCCACAAGUGGAGACCAACUACAUCCCCCCUCCUCCACCGCUAAUACAGGAUUACCGCCACUAUUAUCCUACACCCAGCGAUCUCUCAGAUCUGAACUUUUUCUCGUUUUUACAAGGCGAGAAUCAUCAGCACUAUAAUAUGGUGAUGGCGGCAGCGGCGGCCGCCUCAGCCCCCGAGGAUCCUGACCUCCUGUUGAACCGUUUCCUGCCGUACAGCUCCUCUCAGCUCUUCCUGGACCCUCCUGGAACACCGGUGAGUAGCAGCGCCAGCGCGGUUCACGCCGCUCUGAACGUCAAUCGCAGCAACAGCAACAGCUCCAGCAGCAGCAGCCUACCCACAAUCCCCCGCUCCGGAUCAGAUAUCUACAGCUCCAUCCCUGACAUCAUCUCUCUAGACUGAUCCGCAGUGUCCCGCUCAGAACAGACUCCAUACAUUUGGUGUUGGGAGAAAAGCAAAAAAAAAAGAAAAAAAAGUAAAGAAGAAGCCAGAAAAGAAGAAAUCGAGGUGUUGAGGUUUUUUUUGUGUUUUUUUUCCUAAACGAUGAACGUUUGCUAUGUACAGAGAACAAAUAUAUUUUCAGUUUUACUUUUUGUAUAUAUAUAAACUCGAAAGACUUUUGUUUCCUAUUAUGCGAAAUAACUAAAGGUUUGGUUUUCUUCCAUGGAAAAAAAAAAAAAGAGACUUUUUUUUUUUCUUUUCAUCAGAGACUGUCUUGUCCCCCACCCCCCACCCCCCCUGAUUAUACUGUUAUAAUAUUUUAUAUCUUUAUUGGUCUUUUGCUACAUUAUAUUUAGUGUCUUUUCUGAUUCCACGUCAAAGGUGUUCCCCUCCUACACAGGGACAUCGCGGCGUGUUUGCCUGUCCCCCGUCCACAUGGACACUCCAGAUGGACAGAGACACGCUUCUGUAGUGCUGCCAGUGUUUCUCAGCUUGCAGAUGGUUUUGUAAUACUUUUAAAUUAUAUGAAGUAUGUGAACUGUUAAGCAUUUCUUUAUCUUCAGGAAUGUGCCGUCUCCUGCCAUCGCUUUUUUUUUUUUCUUUCUCCUCUUCGUAAUUAUAUUACAUUUAUUUAUAAUUAAGAGCAGACCCCCGUCGCUCUGAUUGUACUGUCAUCUGUGUAGUUUGUGCUAAAUCACUUUUUAUAUUUCAGACCACUUUUUUUGCACAAUGCCAAAAGCGAUGCCACAGAAAAUCUUUCUUUCUUGCUUUCUGUUUUCUUUCUUUCUUUCUUUCUUUCUUUCUUUCUUUCUUUCUUUCUUUCUUUCUGCAUUUUGAACUAUUUCUAAUGCAAAAUUUGCCACAUUUCUGUCUAACACACACAGUUCUGUUUCACUCUGCUGAUUUGUGUGUGUGUGUGUGUGUGUGUGUGUGUGUGUGUGUGUGUGUCAGUGAACUCCUAUCUAUGUGAGAAGCUUUAUAUACAGCCUUAUAAUAAACUCUGCUCCUUCAUCUCAUGACCUUGGAAUCGAACAAAUUGCGUAGAAAUUUGUGUCCGGAAUAAAUCUGCUCGUAAUAACACAGAAACCUCCAACUCACCCAACUGAGGCUAAAAUUGGGAAUUUUAUUUAAGCUUUGUUGUUCAUAAACAUAGCAAUAUACACUCUAAUAACCCCCUACACUUUGAGGAUAGAAACAGUAACAUUUCGUGUACCUUGUGGGCCUUUUUUUUUCGUAUAACUUUAU
Silurus meridionalis is the source of this 3260-nucleotide messenger RNA. It is a transcript of the gene pias1a, whose product is annotated as protein inhibitor of activated STAT, 1a. The transcript has 14 exons. NCBI's taxonomy places the organism in Eukaryota, Metazoa, Chordata, Actinopteri, Siluriformes, Siluridae. Gene Ontology annotation, molecular function: zinc ion binding; transcription coregulator activity; SUMO ligase activity. The record is from RefSeq and is a predicted model, not a curated record. The coding region runs from base 45 to 1976 and encodes 643 amino acids. Gene Ontology annotation, biological process: regulation of transcription by RNA polymerase II; protein sumoylation.